Messenger RNA from Paramecium tetraurelia, 723 nucleotides. RefSeq lists its product as uncharacterized. The record is from RefSeq and is a predicted model, not a curated record. NCBI's taxonomy places the organism in Eukaryota, Ciliophora, Oligohymenophorea, Peniculida, Parameciidae. The transcript has 2 exons.
AUGUCCUCAGGAGAAUUGCCUCAAGAUAAGAAAACCUUAUUUUUAUCCCUCGUUUAGAAGAAGCAUGCUGAAACAGAUGCAUAAAAAAUUUAGAAUCGUAUAUUGUAAUUGAAAAUGGAACAUGAAAAAGUGAUGAAACGCGUUCAAUAAGAUGAAGAAAGAGCUGAUGAAAUUUACAGACAUAGAGUUGAGAUAUAACUAAAGAAGGAAAAUAAGUUAAAACAAAAAUAAGCACAACCUCCUCCAUUCUCACUGGCUGUAUCUCAUCAUCAAAGACAGGUUCUGAAAAAAAUUAAGGAAGAUGAUUUAUUAAAAAAGAAAUCAGAAGCAAAACUCUUUAGAGAGCAGUUAAAAAAAGAUUUUUAGGGCGUUUAAAUGCAAAAAAGUCUGGAGUAGGAAGUUUAUCGAAUAAAAGCAAUAUAAGUAAAAGAAGAAGAAAGGCAAUCUACUGAGGUGGCUGUGUUGAAAAUGAAAUAAAAAAGGGAAAAGGUUAGAUACCAAAUAGAAAAUGAAAAGGAUUAGAUAAUUAAAGAAAAGAAGUUAUAUGAUUUUAAAAUAUCAGAAUUAGAGCAAUAAGAACAAUUAGCAAUGAUGGAGUUAUAAAAUUCAUUAGCCCAUCAAUAAUUUGUUUAAAAGAAAAUAGAACAAGCAUAGAAAUUAUCACCUAGUGAUUAUGAGAAACAAUAUCAAAAUAAUAAUAAAAACGCUGAGACCACAUAAUGA